Oryza sativa Japonica Group (Japanese rice) is the source of this 781-nucleotide messenger RNA. The record is from RefSeq and is a predicted model, not a curated record. Lineage: Eukaryota; Viridiplantae; Streptophyta; Magnoliopsida; Poales; Poaceae.
AACUAAAAUUCAAAGUAACUCUACACUGAAACCUUGCAAUGUCAUCCCCCCAUGUGCUUGUUGUGGAUGAUACCCAUGUUGAUCGACAUGUUAUUUCCAUGGCCUUAAUGCGCCAUAACGUCCGAGUGACUGCAGUAGAAAGUGUCAUGCAAGCAUUAGUAUUUUUGGACUCGGAACAUGAUGUGAACAUGAUUGUUAGUGACUAUUGUAUGCCAGAGAUGACCGGCUAUGACUUACUCAUGGAAGUGAAGAAAUCACCUAGACUGGUACAUCUCCCGGUGAUAAUUGCUUCCUCUGAUAACAUCCCAGAAAGGAUCAGAAAGUGCUUCGAUGGAGGAGCAAAGGAUUAUAUUCUGAAGCCAGUCAAGAUUGCUGAUGUGCCUCGUAUUCUGAACUACAUAUGAUUGGCAAGAUGAAGAAAGAAUGAUCAAGAUGGAAUAAAAUUUUGUGUUAAGAUUACCUAGCUAUUUAUGUACUUUGUUUGCUAUAUGAGAAAGCAAAAUUUGUUUGUUACCAAAUAGAAAUGAAUGACAAUUAUCUGGGAUUAAGAAAUCAAACUCAAAUACUUCCGGUGCCUUCUCUCGAAGAAUAUGGUUCUAUGAUAUGGUUUUUCUUUUUACCGGAAUUUAUCACAUGGUAUUGUGUUGUUUUAACCAAUCAAUCACUUUAAGAGGUGUGUUAAACAAUUAGACAUAUAAAGAGGGGAUGAAAAUUAACAAUACAUCUCUCUACAGAUUGACAUCAAACAUAAUCAGGAUAUGAUUCAUUCAUGACGUCCUCA